Molecule: messenger RNA, 3241 nt
Organism: Lytechinus variegatus (green sea urchin)
Lineage: Eukaryota; Metazoa; Echinodermata; Echinoidea; Temnopleuroida; Toxopneustidae
Product: peroxisomal bifunctional enzyme-like
Exons: 17
Coding region: 297-2525 (742 amino acids)
Biological process (GO): fatty acid beta-oxidation
Cellular component (GO): peroxisome
Molecular function (GO): (3S)-3-hydroxyacyl-CoA dehydrogenase (NAD+) activity; NAD+ binding
Source: RefSeq, a predicted model, not a curated record
ACCUGCGCUAGCUAUCCAUGUGCAAAGUUCAGGAGCGAAGCGUCAAUACGAAUUUCGGGCUCCGGAAAAUUGGACUUUGCCACUUCACAAUUCAAACUACGGUGUCUUACUUGACCAGGGGAUUGUUACACGCAUUUUACAUCAGCGGCUGAUCUCUGGAUUAAUGAUCGUCAAUCAUAAUUUUAUGAUAUUUGCAUUGAAAACUACCAGCAUAUAUCCCGAUCUAGACGGUACUGUGUCGGCUAUUCCGCCAUCCACUACCCGGUGCAUUGAGUGACGCCUGCAGCUCAUUCGCGAUGUUACGUGCGAAGAAUUUGGUUCAACUCGUCAUCAAGUCAAAUCUGUGUACAUCAAGCAGUGUAAGGACAGCUGAGGCAAUGGCGACUCUCUCGAAGCGUGGACAAGUUGCUGUUGUCACAUUGAAAAACCCACCACUCAAUGUUCUCAGCUAUCCAACCAGAGCUUCAAUUGUUCAAUCAAUAAAGGAAGCAGAGCAAGAUGCAUCAGUGAAGAGCAUCGUCCUGUGUGGUUCGGGCAGGUCAUUCUCUGCUGGCGCUGAUAUCACUGAGUUUGGCAAUCCAGAUCUGGUGUUCAAAGAACCAAACUUGAUUGAGGUAACCAAAGCAGUUGAGGCAUGCAGCAAACCUGUAGUAGCUGUGAUGCAUGGGACAUCGUUGGGAGGUGGAGUCGAGCUUGCUCUAGGAUGCCAUUACAGACUCUUACAUAAAGCUGGAAAACUUGGUCUUCCAGAGGUCCACAUUGGUCUGGUACCAGGCGCUACGGGGACUCAGAAGGUACCGAGGGUCAUGUCUAUCCCUGAUGCCAUUGACAUGAUCACCAGUGGACGGCAUAUAUCGGCCAAGGAGGCUUAUAAAAUGGGCAUCGUGGACAAGGUUCUGGAAGAUGAUUACCUGGAUGAGGGUGUGGCCUUUGCUGAGAGUGUAGCCAAUGACCCGGUAGGACCAAGGCGUGUCAGUCAGAUGCCCGUCAAGGUGGAUGAGACCACGCCCAUGGUAUUCAAAGUUGCAUAUGAGAAGGUUGCUGCCAAGGCCAGGGGCAUGUACUCUCCUCUCUUCUGUGUGAAGGCCAUUGAAGCCGCCACCAAGGCAAGCUCGUUUGAAGAAGGCCUCCAGAUGGAGAAAAAUAUUCAGACUUUUCUGGCUGUUUCGGAACAAACUCCGGCACUGCAGUAUGCCUUCUUUGGGGAAAGGGCCGUGUCUAAGUGGAGCGUCCCUGAUGGAUCUACCAGCUACAAGACAGCCAAAGGUCAAGAGGUCAAAUCGGCAGCUGUGAUUGGUGCUGGGACUAUGGGUGUUGGCAUCACAAUGUCAAUGGUAUUGGCCGGUAUCCCGACCUAUCUUACAGAACAAAACCAAGAGUACCUUGAUAAAGGACUCAAGAUGGUACAAGGCUUCCUAGCCCACGGGGUCAAGCAAGGUCGUAUGAGCGAGGACAAAGCCAAGCAGAUCUUCUCAUUGGUACGACCGACCUUGAGUUACGACGACCUGAAGGAUGUCGAUGUGGUCGUCGAGGCCGUCUUUGAAAACAUGGCUUUGAAGAAGGAGAUCUUCAAGAAACUUGACGGUGUCUGCAAGCCCAGCGCUGUCCUUGCAAGUAACACAUCAACACUGGAUAUAGAUGAGAUGGCUUCAGCAACAACUCGCCCAGAUAAGGUGAUGGGGAUGCAUUUCUUUUCUCCUGCUCACAUCAUGAAACUUCUUGAGAAUAUCAGAGGCAAAGACACUUCACCAGAAACCAUGGCAACGGCCAUGGAUCUUGGAAAACGCAUGAAGAAGGUAUCAGUCUUGGUUGGUAACUGUCCUGGAUUUGUUGGAAACAGGAUGCUAGCCCCGUACUCCAAAGAAGCAAUCUUCUUGCUUGAAGAGGGUGCUUUACCUCAUGAGGUUGAUCAGACGUUGGAGGACUUUGGUCUGGCUAUGGGUCUAUGCCGAAUGGGAGACUUGGCAGGUCUUGAUAUUGGUUAUAAGAGUCGAAAGGAAUUUGGUUACAUCCAGCGGGAAGGACAAGACGAUUUCCUCAGGAAAGGGGAACGCUACAGCCCUCUCUCAGAUUGGCUGGUGGAGAGUGGAAGGCUCGGGCAAAAAACAGGCAAGGGUUUCUACAACUAUGGCAAGCCAGGUGGUCGUAAACCAGAGGCUGAUCCCGAGGUCACUCAGAUGAUAAUGGAUGUGUCUCAGAAGGCAGGGAUCACUAGACGCCAUAUCCCAGCACAGGAAAUUCUUGAGCGGUGCCUGUAUGGUCUUAUUAACGAAGGCUUCAAGUGCCUUGAAGAGCAGAUAGCAUCUUCUGAUGAGGAUAUUGAUAUGGUUUGGUUGUAUGGCUAUGGUUGGCCAAGACACACAGGAGGACCUAUGUAUUAUGCUAAGAAUAUUGUCGGCCUUCCUAAACUAUUGGAGAGAAUACUGUAUUAUCACUUUCAACAUCCCAAUAGCCCAUACUGGAAGCCUAGCCAGCUACUCAUAGACAGGGUUUCAGAAGAUCAUCCACAUGCCAGCAAACUGUAGUAUGCCAGUAAAUAUUCCAUGUUUAAUCUACUCCUGAAAUACCUUUGUUAUUAAGUCAAUGAUUAGAAAAUCCUGUUACUUUAACUGUUUUGGGAACGACAAAAACUAAGGGGUGUAGCAAGAAAUGAAACAAAUACUGCAGAUCAUGGAGGGCGUUAGAAAGAAUUAUACACACAAGGUACCUUGGAAACAGUCCCAACAACGCCUUGGGCAUUUUCACUCUUUCAAAGGUAGCAAGUGUGGGUAAUAAUUCCAAUGCCUUUGGUGCUUUAUCCUAAGUCUGUUCAUUUUUGUUAUCAGAAUCCUGCUACACUGUAUAAAGGCACCAGCUUAGGAAAUACAUGAGGACGUUGGGCAAUUUUCUCCCCCAUGACAGCCUAAAUCACCAUGUAAAAUUCCCCAAAUUGUAUGCUUUGGGGCUACCAAUCUUUCUAGAGUCACCCCAAUAUCUGUUCCAACAAUAUUCAAGAUUAUUAUAUUCUCAUUGUAGCAGAAGAAUGAUAUUUACUUUUACUGCACAAUUACUCUUUACCCCUGACCUGAUUCCUAACAUUUACAAUGUAGAACAAGGCCAAUAAUGCAUUGACUUCUGUGGUGCUAAUUAUGUAUUCAUGAGGUUAUACUGGUAUAUCUCAAGCCACCCGUGGACCAAUUCUCACCAAAUUUUGGUCGUGUGGGUUUUUCAUCAUGCUCUGCCAACAUAUGGUAUAAAAAGU